GGCAGGUCAUUCUUGCCUUCUUGUCGCCAUGGCUAGCUACAAGCACUAUUGUACGUAGUAGAUCGCCACAUUUUAAUUUUCCUCUUGACAGUUGCCAGAAUCAGUCAGCUCUGCCUGCAGUGGUCUAUCUAUUUGGUGGUUUUGCAUCAUUCAAUCUAUCCCAAUUAUCACAUCAUGUUUUCCAGACGAACGCGACAUGGCUUGACAUUUUCUGUUGUGUUUGCAGCAAUGGCGUUGUCCUUAUCAAGCCAACAAGUGCAAGCAUCAGAGGAACAACAACAGCUGCGAAUGACACAACAAUCACAACAGCAAGAACAGGAGCAACGGCAAUUAGGAUCCGUGAUCAUAGUAGAUCCACAAGGGCAAGACAAGUACGAUCUGGAAAAAAGUUAUCCACAAUACGAAGCUCCGCAACAAGAAGAAUCACAACCGCUGCCGCAAGUACCCAACAAUAAUAAUGAAGAACUUCCAAGCGUUCGAAGUGGACCCCACCCAAGUAACGAAGAGAUCAACGUCAAGUACCAGCCAGAUGCAUCCAAGCGGCACGAGCUCUUUGUCAGUGAUCGGGUAGUGGGAGGAUUCGGGGUCGGUCCUCGCACGUGGUAUUCCAUGCUGCUCUACAAGGAUUCUGCCGGAUGGAAGUUUGCGGGAUGCGGUGCUACCUUGAUUACCAACUGUCACGUACUCACUGCAGCGCAUUGUGUCGAAGAUCGAAAUUUUGAUAUUGAAGGCAUCUACAACAACGCACACACUCCCUACGACGGAAAUUCCAAUCAUCCAUUUCAUUUUACCAGUGCACAGCGGAUCUUUGUCCCACAAGAGUACGACGAUUACACCAAUGUAAAUGAUAUUGCCGUCAUUCGAAUGAGCGAGUGCCUCAACCUGGCCGACUAUGCACCAGCCAUUCCCGCUUCGCCGUACAAUUCACACGUCUCCCAAGGCGAAAUGCUAGAGCUCUAUGGGUUUGGACGACUGGGGGAAAAUCUGGGACAGUCCGGGGACACCAAACAACUGCAAAUGGCACAACUACCCUACAUCCCCAACGAACAGUGCAAGAACUACUUUGGAAACAAGAUCCGAUAUGGAAUGUUUUGUGCUGGGUUUGGGCAAGGAGGUGUGGAUGCUUGUCAGGGAGAUUCGGGCUCGGGGCUGCUCCAGAGACCUACUAAUCCCAACGAUCCAUACAUUCUCACUGGGAUUGUAUCUUGGGGUGUCGGGUGUGCAAGACCAGGAUAUCCUGGCGUUUAUGCCAAAGUGUCAGACUUUUAUGAGUGGAUCAAGACCAACGUUUGCAAUGACCCAGAGUUGGAUCCGUCCAUUACCUGGUGUACAGACUCUCCUCCCGAGAAUACAUUGAUGCUACGUCAAAAUGAUUGCUCGCAAAAUGCUCCCUGUGGGUCUUGCGAAGGGGAAUGCAACAACGAUCAUGAGUGUGUGGGCAACUUGGAAUGUUUCAAGCGAAGCGGCAACACCCCCUUUGAUCUCAUUCCAGGUUGUGUAGGAACGGGGGUGGCAACCCGCAACUACUGUUAUGAUCCCAACUUGAGUCGCUUUGCAAAUACCUCUGCACAAGGGAGAGAAAACAAGCCGGGUGCCAACAACAUGCGUGGUUCAGCCACCAGGCGAGCACCCACAUCGGGGCAAAGACAAGAUACCCCUGCUAACACUUCCUCGCACAACAAGAACCUGCACCAAAACACUCAACAAACCAAAAGCAACAACAAUGGCCGGCGAAAACGUCAGAACGGAGGAAACAACUAAACGAGAACUACCCUCUAGCUCUCCACGCUACCUCAUUUUUGCUUCCAAUCUCCAGUCAGCUUCCAAUGUUGCACUGUAAUGGAUUAGGCACUUCCCAACUCAAUUAUGGCAUCCUUCUAUCACUAUAUCACUGUCAUCCGAGGUUGUAGGGUCCGUAUACUCUGACAACGCGGUACUGGAGGAAAAAGGACCUUUUGAGUGUUCAAUGUACUUUACUAUCCCAAUAAUCACAACAACUAUAAGUUUACUCAGACUGUAGGAAACGGUUUGGUUUAACUCAUCAUGAAACAACUCUAGCCCCAUCUCAUUGUGAGGAUUUCAUGCAGUCUUUCGAAUAGAGAAUCACGAUAGCGGGUGCUCUCUAUGUA
Molecule: messenger RNA, 2129 nt
Organism: Seminavis robusta
Lineage: Eukaryota; Bacillariophyta; Bacillariophyceae; Naviculales; Naviculaceae
Source: the annotation of a GenBank genome assembly